AUGUUGUUGCCUGAUGCUUCCAGCUUUGUCCCUUCUACGGCGGCUAUAUUUGUGCGAUUAAUGAUCGCCUCCCCUACCAUUUUAUUGGUGGGGGAUGCAACUGCCGCGUUUUAUCAUGUGAGAGUUUAUGGCUCUCAGAUGUUGUUGUAUGCUGGCAGUGAUGUCUUUGUGAGUGAUAGACUCACGUUUGGAGUGAAUGUGGGUCCAGCUGGACUUGCAUCCUCCCUUUGUGCUAGUGAGGAGGAGUUGGCAUGUCAUUUUGGGAGCGACCUUUUCGAGUUGGUGGUUGAUGAUUAUAUGUUUGCUGAUAGAACCGUGAAGGUUCCUGUCCGUGACCUCUCCCUUUGGCUCAACACUCUUGAAGCUGGUGGUCAACAUACGCCUUAUCGUAAAUUUUCUGCUUUGUCUACUCCGGAACUGCGAGAAGAGUUGCAGAAGGCGCUCUCUGAUCGAGGAGUGACGUGCUCAGUCGAAGAAACCGGGAAGUACCUCGGUGUUAAUCUUCGAUUUUCUGGUGGUUCCCUAGUGUUGGUAUGUGAACGCCUGGCUCGGCUCAAUCAAGCGGCCGAUAACGCUGAGAGAUACUGA
Messenger RNA from Perkinsus marinus ATCC 50983, 588 nucleotides. RefSeq lists its product as hypothetical. The record is from RefSeq and is a predicted model, not a curated record. NCBI's taxonomy places the organism in Eukaryota, Perkinsozoa, Perkinsida, Perkinsidae. The transcript has a single exon. The coding region runs from base 1 to 588 and encodes 195 amino acids.